Cladophialophora psammophila CBS 110553 is the source of this 201-nucleotide messenger RNA. RefSeq lists its product as uncharacterized. Bases 1 to 201 code for a protein of 66 amino acids. The record is from RefSeq and is a predicted model, not a curated record. NCBI's taxonomy places the organism in Eukaryota, Fungi, Ascomycota, Eurotiomycetes, Chaetothyriales, Herpotrichiellaceae. The transcript is spliced from 2 exons.
AUGCCAAUUGCCAUAAGAACUGUCGCAUCGAAGGUAAGAAGCUACUGUUCGGCCCAGGCGAAUAACAGGAAGAAAAUCGAAGAAGAAACUCUACCCAACUACAACUCUUCGGUCUUCUAUCCCGCUCGCAUUGGCGAAGUCCUCGCACCCAAAUAUAGGGUUGUGGAUAAGCUGGGCUUUGGAGCCAAAUCCACGGUUUAG